UUCUUUCCGAUGGGUCUGAUGUGAUGUGAGUCUCGUGUCUGACAGUCGACCUCCGUUCGUUCCUUUCAUCAUCACCAUAAUCAUCUUCACUUCAAUACAGUCUUGUUGUUAUUUUUCAUCAUUUCUUAACCAAUCUAUCUAACGUGUUCCUAUCAACAGUCGCCAUAGACUGCAACUGCAACAACCUUACUUCCAUUGUCAACUUACCAUCCAUCCACCUUGUUCAACAUUAUGCAUCCUCUUCAUCAUCAUCAUCACCAACAACAACAACAUCACCAAUCCAAUAAUCACCAUGUUCAUGACCAUCAUCCCUCGAAUCAACAACAAUCUUUACCAUCUUCCAGUACAGGUGAUUUACUGAUACGAAAGAAGAGACGAGGAAUGGUUGAGAAGAAGAGAAGAGACCGAAUCAAUGCUUCUUUAAAUGAACUUAAACGACUUGUACCUGCUGCAUCAGAGAAACAAGGAUCAGCUAAACUCGAGAAAGCUGAGAUUUUACAGUUAACUGUUGACCAUUUGAAAGUUUUACAUUCUAAAGGCUUUGAUACAUUUUCAUUUGAACCAUAUGCAUUUGCAAGUAAAUACCAUAAAUUGGAUAAAAUUGGAUUUGAUGAGUGCUUCAAACAAGUUGAUCAAUAUCUAUCCAACGUUGAGGAAAUGGACCAUCAAAAUCCGUUGAGAGUUCGUCUUUAUACUCACCUUUCUCGUUAUUCAACUCAACGAGAGUCAGCCUUAAAAUUGGCCUCAUCCGCUGCUAGUGCAUUCACAACUCCAUCUCAGUUUCAACCACUUCCAAUCACAUCAUCAUCACCCUCUUCAUCAACCUCAACAGGAAUGACAUCAGUUCCAGCCAACACAUCAUCAACCUCGUCUUGUGAAAAUCUUACAAUUUUAGGAUCAAACUCUUUGCACUGUAACAGUUCUUCAGUUACUGAUGUAAAUAACAAUCUUCAUUACCCACCUCCUCCUCCACCACCACCAACAACACAUCAAUCUUACCCUCAUUCCUAUGCACAUUCAUAUCCUCAAGCUCAUCACAAUGUACAUCAGUAUUUACCUGCAGGAUAUCCUCCAACAUCAUUCCCAACUCCAAUUCAAGACCAAAGUCAGUUGACCGGUCUUAAACUCUGCCGUCCAUGGGGACCUGAACUUGCUUACUAGAAAGUGAUCAACCUUUUAAACUCUUCAUAAAGGGUUAUUUGCCUUGUUCCUAGUCAACAUUCAAACAUGGAAUAACUUUCAUCUUGUAAAAAAAAUUAUAUUUUUUGCUAAUGUAAAUACAAUUUAUACAAAAGUCUAGUCUACAGAAGACAUUUCUAAUUCAGGAAUAAAUUAUCCAAUCAACAUAAAAAU
Molecule: messenger RNA, 1353 nt
Organism: Tetranychus urticae (two-spotted spider mite)
Lineage: Eukaryota; Metazoa; Arthropoda; Arachnida; Trombidiformes; Tetranychidae
Gene: Hey
Product: Hairy/E(spl)-related with YRPW motif
Biological process (GO): regulation of DNA-templated transcription
Molecular function (GO): protein dimerization activity; DNA binding
Source: RefSeq, a predicted model, not a curated record